UGCCCUGCCACCCGCCGAAGCAACGGCCAGGUGAAGAAUCAUCAUCGCCUCGACGACAACCGAUUCUCACGACCAGAAGAAGAAAUAUUCGUGGAAAACUCUGUUCGAAAUCGUCGUAGCGAAAAAAUUUCAAAUUGGUGUUCGUGUGCGCGAAAUAAAAGAUACGUCGAAGAUCGUGAUCGUCGGCUUCGAUCGUCGUCAUCAUCUGAGGUCACGUCAGUGUUAUCAUUAAUUUUAAUUUAUUGUUCGGUUUGGUAGCUGAUGCGCCUCCCGUGAUUGAUCAAGAUUUCGAUCGACGGAGGGAGAUACACGUGACAGUGCGCGACUAUCGGCGAAACUUCGCGCGACGAGCGCCGCGUUUGAAAACAUAUGUUUCGAGUUUGAAAAACAAUUUUCGAUACAUAGGCGCUAUAUAUACAAAUUUUUAGUGAAAAACAACAGUAAAUACGUAAAUAAGAAAAAAAGGUGCGCGCGAGCACGAUGUCGUAAAGACCGCGGAUAGUGUUUUUAGACACGCGCGAUAAGGAAGAACAAGCGUACGCGAUCUACGAAGCUGCUCCCUCGUCAAGGUGACUCCGAAAUUCGUCGAGCGUAUCCAAGUGUUUCGAGUAGAUCUCGCGAGUGCUUCUUCGUCAUCGAUAAGAAGAAACCGGGAAACGGAAGACUCGAUCAAAGAAUUGGGAAAUACAAGGGUGGCCACGGGGAUUGACGACGAUUCCAAUAAAACGAAUUUUCUUCGCGAGUUAGCAAUCGAGACGAGGAAGAAUUUGCAAACGCGGACGGCCCUUUGCUCCCGUCCCGUGGCAGGAUAAUGAAAUAAGGAUCAAAGAAGCCUUGGGCGACCCGCGAGGGCCGAGAAAGCCGCCGAGAAGAGUCGCGCGUGCCGUUCGAAGAAAAACAAAUCCAAUUCUCGCUAGUAAGAAGAUAUCCGGUGUGCGUUCGUAAUGCGUUUCCCGUCAUCGCCAGGAUCAAUUCGUGUUUGUAAAAUUCUCACGUCGUCAUCGUCGAGUGAAUUUCACGCAUUCGUCAAACGUGAAUGUAGAACGUAACAAUCGGUCUUAUAAAUAAGACGUGUGUGAUAUAUACAAGAGAUUGUAAUUGCUGAAUAAAAAUUAAAAAUUAAAAAAAAAAAAAACAGGAUAUAAAUAAAUAAGAGAUAUAUAUCAUCAACGCAGACGUAUCAAUCGAAGGACCAAGCAUCAUAUCGGAAUUGAUCAAAAGAAAGCGAUUUUUAUCGCCGAUCAACUUGUACAGUUAUUUCGUUCAGAAUUCAGGGAAAAAAACAAGAUAUAAACAAUUGAGCAGCCGAACUUUUCCGGGACACCAGGGAAGGGUGAUGUUGUGAUUAAAGAAAUCAAUGACAUCGUUCUCAUGACGAAUCCUUCGCGAGAUGUCCGACCCGAGGAUCGGCCUCCCGGCCUAGACUAUCCUGAUCCUAGGUCAGUGCGCGGCGGUCAUCAGGCGCAUCAAGCGAACCCGGUGAGCCAGAUCGGCGGGCCCAGAAUACGAAGGACCCGAGCCUCGUCCUCGAGGAGAAGAAUGCACCUGGCCAACGAGGUGCCACCUCAAGGUUCGGCCGGCGGAAAUCAUCUUUCCGAUUAUGCUCUCACCGCCGAUUUGCUUGCCGAGAGGACGCUUGACGGGCUUCUCGCCGAGCAUCCUGGAGAACUUGUUCGCACAGGUUGUCCACAUGUGGUCUGCACGGUAUUGCCGUCACAUUGGAGGUCGAACAAGACCCUUCCGGUAGCAUUCAAAGUGGUAGCUCUUGGCGAAGUUGGAGACGGUACCCUCGUGACCGUCCGGGCCGGAAAUGAUGAGAAUUGUUGUGCGGAAUUGCGGAAUUCUACCGCGCUAAUGAAAAAUCAAGUCGCCAAAUUCAACGAUCUUAGGUUCGUCGGUAGAAGCGGUAGAGGAAAGAGCUUCACCCUGACGAUCAUGCUGCAAACAUCGCCGCCGCAAGUGGCAACCCUGUCGAAGGCAAUUAAGGUGACCGUGGACGGUCCCAGAGAGCCGCGUUCCAAGACAAGACACCAGGCCUUUCAUCCCUUUCACUUCGGACCACGUCCGUUUCCUUUCGGACACCCGCAGGACCCGUUGGGAUUCAAGCUGUCGGGAUUGCAACACCUGGGUCUGGAGCAAGGAGCGGGCCAGGGAUGGGGCGGGUUACCUCGAGGAUCUUUACCACCGCACUGUCUUCCACCGCCUCCCGGCCACCAUCCGCACACACAUCCACAGCCAGUUGGUGCGUCGGCUUUCAACCCCUUCCACCACGCCAUCGAACAAAGAUCCCCAAGGCUGCCUGGACCUAACACCGAAUCCACGAGAAGUGAUUUGGGUCCGAUCAGCGUGUCGGUGCGGGAAGUAACACCGACAACGUCACCCGGAAACCCAGGUCCGGGAUUGCUGACGACGGCCUCGGUGACGGCGCCGACGCCUCCUGCCGAGUCGACUACCACUACCACGACGCCCAGUCCGUCUGGACAUCACUCACAUUUUCAAGGUCUUCAUUUGCUGGGUGCCACGGGAUCUAUAUUUGGAUCAAUAUUCGCCCCGUUGUUGCCGCAGUCUUCGUGGCUGUACAAUCCUCUGUACCAUACGCAGCAGUACAUUCUUGAACCGGAAUGGCAUGCUUUGGCCUUGAGAAUGGCACAGCAGCGACUGCAGAGGCCAGAUCAGACCCGACUCGAAGAACUCAGGAAGCUCAGAAGUAGCAGCGACAGUCCUGAAAGCAGUACGAAAGACGAAGAGAGGAGAGGAGACGAUCAAGGCGUGUUGCGUCGAUCCGGAUUGGACAGUCCCGAUGAUAGUAUCGAAGUGGACGACAGGAACGAUCAGGACUUAAACAGAGAUCGCGUUAGAAGCGACGAAUCUAUACCCGAACAGGAUUCUCCAAGAAUCUCGCCUAUCAGAAGCGACUUCGAAGAUGCCACGUCCACGGACGCAACCUUUCAGGAAGCGUCGAUUCGUCUGCGACAAAGUAUUGAAAAUUUAAACGACCCGGAACUUCAGAUCGAGCAGGAUGAGACUGUCAGUCGCGGAGAUCUUACUGUGAAAAUUCGCUUAGAGGGCACGGUCGAUCUUAGCACGAAGAAAAACCAAGAUAAAGAGAACGUAGGUCAGGAUCUGACGACGCGAAGAAAGGAAGAUGGGAUAGACGUUGAGAGAGAACCGAUCAGAUCACGAAGAGAGAGAAGUCCUAAGCCUAGACAAGUGUGGAGACCUUAUUAAAGACUGUAAUUUUUACAAAAAUUCGAUUGUCAGGAUAUAAAUAAUUUUGUCGUGCGGAUUGAACUAAAGUGUAGGUCACUUCUAUCGUAUGUUCUUUUUUUUUUAGAAAAAGAAGUUUCUUUCGCUGAGAAAUCGGCAGACCGGUUGAUUUAAUCUCGUCUUAAUGAAUUGAGAACAUUCCCAGAGGACGGAGGAGAGCAGAGCUAGCGCGAUGAUGUAGAUUAAUUUAGCAAUGCUAAGCGAUGUAUCAUCAUCGUCAAGCUGUCGAGGGAUAACGGAACAUGUUGACUGGAUGUCGAACGUUCCGCGCGCAAUGUAACACGCGGUAAUCGUCUGCUUGUGUGUAAAUUAAUUAACAAAUGUUUCUGAUGAACAUUUUUGCCACAAUUAUACUUAUCCAUCUCUUUCUAUACCCGUCGCGGGUAUAUCAUCUAAGAUCAUGGACUCGAGGACUAACCAGGGUUUACGUUUGCAUAUAUAUAUAGUAUGUAUAUAUACGAUCCGACUAUUAUCUAGGUUAAUGUUUCAAGUACGCGUUAAGCAUUUCCCUCUCGUCGUUCCGAGUAAGAAAUUAAAUUUCCUGAAUGUCUCACUGACCACACGAGUACACGUUACAUAAAAUAUAUUUUAAUCCUGAACAACAAAUUUAUUUAGAUCAGGAUAUCACCCGUCUUUCUACGUGAACGUUUAUAAUUUUGUUGUGAUAUUGUAAUGUCAAUGAUUUUUCGAAAAAAAAGUAUAUAAUCGAAGAAAAAAAAAGAUUCUCGUGUGGUAGAUGACAAAUUCUCACGAUACAAGCGAGAUCACGAGUAUAGCUUACGUUGUAAAUAUCACCAUCCAACUUCGAAUCCUGGGCCGAGUCACAUCCUCUCGUCAAGGCGUUGUCUCCUUUUUUUACGAGGCAAACGCCGUUGUCGUUUAUUGUCAAGUAAAGAGAUAUUGAUUAGAGAAUCGUGGAAAUGUGUUUCAUUGUAUAAUUAUCGAAUCCACGAGCGUCUCGUCUUGACGAUGCUGUAUAUGUACGCGUGACUGCUGGCCUCAAUCAAAAUCACUCAUUGUUUAAGUACA
Molecule: messenger RNA, 4296 nt
Organism: Pseudomyrmex gracilis
Lineage: Eukaryota; Metazoa; Arthropoda; Insecta; Hymenoptera; Formicidae
Exons: 7
Coding region: 1372-3228 (618 amino acids)
Biological process (GO): regulation of DNA-templated transcription
Cellular component (GO): nucleus
Molecular function (GO): ATP binding; DNA-binding transcription factor activity, RNA polymerase II-specific; RNA polymerase II cis-regulatory region sequence-specific DNA binding
Source: RefSeq, a predicted model, not a curated record